CAUUGCACCUCUGCCUCUGCACCCUGUCCGCAGCUCGCGCUCCGUUAGCUGACAGCUCCGCCGCGCAUGCGCAGGGCGUCUCCACUGGCUCGCUCGGUGCUGAAGUUGGGCGGAUGGACGGAAAACACCGCUGAUGGAGAUAAAACGGCAGCAUGCAAACUCAACGCGUGAUACCCCCGAUAUCCGCAUAAACACGUGUAACGACACCCUUUUAGAAGACUGACAUCUAGAACAAAAGGGAUGUCUUAUCCUGGAUCAUUUAGCCCGUGACUCAAGGAAAGGGUGUGCCUGCAAAUACCAGGUGUUGAAACCACCUCCACCCACCUCCUGCGUUCUUCAUCAGGCAUGAUAAGAGAAGAUACAAGAGGCCACAAUUUGUUUUCCAGCACUCUGCCCGUAACGUUUGACAUUACCGUCAUGAUUUUCUUACCUGAUCUUCGGAUGGAUCGCUGCUAAUUUGCAUGCCUCAGAGUGUGAGUGGAGUUGAAAUGAGGAAAAGGCAGCAGGGACGUAUUGAAGGACCCCCACAGGCGCCUGGUCACCCGAGGCCCAACACCUGCUGUCUUUGCUGGUGUGGAUGCUGCAAAUGCCUCUGGAAUGAAGACAGAAGGGAACGUUCAGAGAGGCAAACAUGUACAAAGAUGGAUAGCAUAGAAGCAACAGAGGAACAGUGUCCCACACUGGAUGAGAUGAUUGCCUGGUCACGGAGCUUUGAGAUGAUGAUGCGCUCUCCAGAGGGGAGGGAUGUUUUCCGGAAUUUUUUACGGUCUGAGUACAGCGAAGAAAACCUGAUGUUCUGGAUCUCCUGUGAGGAGCUGAAGAAAGAAACCAACCCAUCCGUUAUCGAUGAAAAAGCCAGGAUCAUUUAUGAAGACUACGUCUCCAUUCUUUCACCAAAAGAGGUCAGCUUGGAUUCACGGGUGAGGGAAGGCAUCAACCAAAGCCUGGCAGAACCCAGCAGUUUGAUGUAUGAGGAGGCCCAGCUACAGAUCUACACCCUCAUGCACAGAGACUCCUUCCCCCGAUUUCUCAACUCAUCUGUUUACAGGGAUCUCCUUAACAGCAAGAGGGCUUGCUUAGACACCUAGGUUUCAGCAAGAACAUUUGAGACAAAAAAGCCCCAAGGUGCCACUUUCAAAAGGUGUGAUGUUUCUUAUUUCAAGAGUGAGUAGUUAAGCAAUUCUGAACAUCCACUAGUGACCCUAAAGUUGAGUUCUGUUUAAGUGCCAAUAUGAGCUGCUCAGGCAACUGUGACACAAAAAAAAACAUGUAGAAAAACCGACAGACCCAUACUUCCUACUCUCAACUUGUCUUUUUCAUUUACCUAUUUUCCUGUUUACCUCACCUGUUCUCUCUCUUUCUCUCAUGUUCUUUCUACCUGAUCCUUUCCAUCUUUUAUGACUCACAUGUCUGAGGACAGCUGAAUAAUGCUAUUUUUUUUAAAAGAAAAUCAAAAAACAAACGGAUAAGCGGUAGAUGUUGAGCUAGAAAACCUUUGCAUGAUACAAGGUUAUGGAAUUUACUCCAGUUUGACAUUCAAGCCUCGGUCUACAAUGUUUUUGAAUA
Molecule: messenger RNA, 1566 nt
Organism: Rhinichthys klamathensis goyatoka
Lineage: Eukaryota; Metazoa; Chordata; Actinopteri; Cypriniformes; Leuciscidae
Gene: rgs17
Product: regulator of G protein signaling 17
Exons: 6
Coding region: 462-1088 (208 amino acids)
Source: RefSeq, a predicted model, not a curated record